This is a messenger RNA of Fusarium sp. VM40, 522 nucleotides long. The record is from the annotation of a GenBank genome assembly. NCBI's taxonomy places the organism in Eukaryota, Fungi, Ascomycota, Sordariomycetes, Hypocreales, Nectriaceae.
AUGCUGUGGACUCAAGCGGCUGUAAACCCUGCCAUUCAAGUAAUUCUAGUAAAGCGCUUUGUAAUAUUACACAAAGAUCCCGAGAACCUGACUCGCCUAAGUACUCUAUCUACAGAUGUGACAACCUCGACUCUAGCAAUUGGUUUUGCUACAAGUACCGAGUUUGAGACUACGGCCACCAACAUCGCUACUUUGGAUUUAACAACUACAACUACUGCUUCAAUCGAUUCAAGAAAUGAGGCAACGACCGGGACAUUGCCUCCAGAGACCACUGCCACCGAGCUGUGUGCUUCCGCUACCACAAGUGACUUGGCCUCUCAACCGAUUGAGACGUUCUUGUUGUCCGCUGCAGUGAGCGGCGCCGUAAGCCCCUAUUUGCUGAGUACAAAACUCGAUGGCAGCCUAAAAGGAUGGAAUAUCGCCCGGUCCAUCAUAGGAGAACGACUAAGCUUCACCAUCGAAGCUGGCAUGAACUACGCGGUGGAGGUUACCGGAUACUACCUGUGUGUCAACACGGCAUGA